Messenger RNA from Spea bombifrons (plains spadefoot toad), 1055 nucleotides. It is a transcript of the gene ESD, whose product is annotated as esterase D. The record is from RefSeq and is a predicted model, not a curated record. Gene Ontology annotation, biological process: formaldehyde catabolic process. Gene Ontology annotation, cellular component: cytosol. NCBI's taxonomy places the organism in Eukaryota, Metazoa, Chordata, Amphibia, Anura, Pelobatidae. The coding region runs from base 76 to 924 and encodes 282 amino acids. The transcript is spliced from 9 exons. Gene Ontology annotation, molecular function: S-formylglutathione hydrolase activity.
ACUGUCCCUCCUCCGGGUGGUAACUUUACUGUCUUCGGAGCUGUCAUCUCGGAGUGUUUUGGCGGAGAUUUGAAAAUGUCCUUGAAACAAAUUUCCAGCAACAAGUGCUUUGAGGGGUACCAGAAGGUGUAUGAACAUGACAGCACGGAACUGAAAUGUAAAAUUAGAUUUGCCAUCUAUUUGCCCCCCAAAGCUGAAAGUGCAAAGUGUCCAGUUGUGUAUUGGCUUUCAGGUUUAACAUGUACAGAACAAAAUUUUAUUACAAAAGCGGCAUUUCAUCAAGCUGCAGCGGAACAUGGACUCAUAGUUGUGGCUCCUGAUACCAGCCCACGUGGAUGCAAUAUUGAAGGAGAGGAGGAGAGCUGGGAUUUUGGCACAGGAGCUGGCUUCUAUGUCAACGCCACAGAAGAUCCUUGGAAGACUAACUAUCGAAUGUACUCCUAUGUAGUAGAAGAGCUUCCCCAUCUCAUAAAUGGAAAUUUCCCAACAGACCCUGAUAGAAUUUCUAUUUUUGGACACUCCAUGGGAGGACAUGGUGCUCUAAUCUGCGCACUUAAGAACCCUGGGAAAUAUAAGACUGUUUCAGCAUUUGCACCCAUCUGUAAUCCAAUGCAAUGCCCAUGGGGUCAGAAAGCAUUUGGUGGAUACUUGGGAUCUGAAACCAGUAAAUGGGAGGCAUAUGAUGCUACUCAGCUCGUGAAGACUUACUCAGGUUCACAACUGGAUAUAUUAAUUGAUCAGGGAAAAGAUGACCAAUUCCUUGCCGCAGGGCAGCUUUUGCCAGACAACUUUAUUGCGGCCUGCACCGAACGUAAGAUCCCAGUGGUGUUCAGACUGCAAGAGGGAUAUGAUCACAGCUACUUUUUCAUUACCACAUUUAUAAAUGACCACAUGAAGCACCAUGCAAAAUACCUGCAUGCAUAGAAUUAUCAAUGAGGAGUUAUUUACUCUGAAACCUGAUCAGCGUAAGAAGCAUCACUUUUAAAUAGUAUGAUAAUACUAUAUUUGUAAUUUGCCCAUCGGUCAUUCAAUAAAAUCUGUGAUUCAAAUCUAAA